AUGCACAAAAGCAACUUUGUAGUACAAAAUAUGUCAGCUAACAAGAUAGCCCCCAAGAGCAGAGUCAAAUCCAAGCAUGAUUUCAUCAGUGAGAAGGUCAUUCCUUCCAUAAAGAUAUGGAAUGACAACACCAAUAUCGACAAGACUGCUCAUAAGAGUAAGGUAACCUUCUUCGAAACUGAAUCAAACAUGAGUUCUCGAAGCAAUAACACCCGAAUCACCAGUACCCGAUCUAAAGGCAGAAAGACAGCUCGAAGUUCAUGUCGAAAAUACAGUCAGAAAAUCGCUAAGUUCAAGAACAUCAUCAGUGGGGAUGAGAACAUCGACGAGAGCCUCCUUGAGAAGAUGGAUUACUUCUAUAAACCCUAUGAAAAAUAAAUCCGAUGCUGGAGCUCCAAUCUGUAUCAAAUUUGACCAGGCCUCGCCUGUCAAGAAAACAAAGGUUAGAAAUUUUUCUGAAACUUCGAAAGAGAAUUGGAAAUCAAUCUCUUCCAAAGUUCUCAAGUCUACCACUAAGGACUUCAAGGACCUCAUCAAAGCUGUCAAUGGGAGAUUCUACUUCAAGAUCAGGAAAGAAUCCGACUAUUUGAGACAGACAAAAAGCAAAAGAGAGGCAGGCCUCGGCCUUAAUCUCUUCAGGAGGGCUGUUUUGAGCCGCCUCACCAAUGUUGAUAGGUUAAAGAGGAAUAAUGCUAAAGGAAGGGAAGAUAGGCUCUUGAAUCCAAGAAGAUCCCUUUUAACACCUGUCUUAAGUCCUAAGAAGUGCAAAAACUUGAAAAUCCCAGCUGAAAUCCCAUGACCACUAAACAAAUCCAUGACUCCUCAGAACCUCUUUAUCACUUCUAGGCCUAGAUCUAGCUACUUGAGCACUUCAGUAAUUUCACAAAGAAAAGGGUCAAAAUUUAAAUUGCCUCAAAAUCUUCAAAAUUCUAAAGCGGCACUUUCAAAAAUACCAACAAAACAGUGUAAAUUUCGAAAACUUUCGAAUCUAAAACACAACUACACUCCUUCGCAGAAAUUCAAGGUUGCUAAACUCGCCAUAGGCGCUUUGGCUAACUAG
Messenger RNA from Moneuplotes crassus, 1060 nucleotides. The record is from the annotation of a GenBank genome assembly. NCBI's taxonomy places the organism in Eukaryota, Ciliophora, Spirotrichea, Euplotida, Euplotidae.